Molecule: messenger RNA, 8914 nt
Organism: Astyanax mexicanus (Mexican tetra)
Lineage: Eukaryota; Metazoa; Chordata; Actinopteri; Characiformes; Acestrorhamphidae
Gene: pde4d
Product: phosphodiesterase 4D, cAMP-specific
Exons: 11
Coding region: 3299-5179 (626 amino acids)
Biological process (GO): signal transduction
Cellular component (GO): nucleus; perinuclear region of cytoplasm; cytosol
Molecular function (GO): 3',5'-cyclic-AMP phosphodiesterase activity
Source: RefSeq, a predicted model, not a curated record
UUAUAGUGUGUGUGUGUGUUAUAGUGUGUGUGUGUGUGUGUGUGUGUGUUAUAGUGUGUGUGUGUGUGUGUGUGUUAUAGUGUGUGUGUGUGUGUGUGUGUGUGUGUUAUAGUGUGUGUGUGUGUGUGUGUGUGUGUGUGUUAUAGUGUGUGUGUGUGUGUGUGUUAUAGUGUGUGUGUGUGUGUGUGUGUGUGUGUGUUAUAGUGUGUGUGUGUGUGUGUGUGUGUUGUAGUUGGAGGGUGAAGUUGGGUUGUGUUCAGUUUUCGCUCUGAAAGAAGAGUGUAAAAGUUAAAAGGUUAAAGGUUUUCAGACUUUUGAGUUAAUAAGUGUAUUAAUACACAGCAUUAUUAAUCAUUACAGACAUUUUUGUUAUCUCUUAAUUAUAUUUACAAUAUUAAUAAACAUUAAAAUUUAGUAAUGUUUAAUAAUAUCUUAACUAAUGUCAAAUAAAAUUAGAUUGGACAUUUCUUAGCCAUUUAGUACUGUCAUUUUGUACCCCAACAAUAACAACAACAACAAUAAUAAUAAUAAUAAUAAUAAUAAUAAUAAUAAUUAAUUGUGAAGAAGAGUUUCAGCUGAUCCAGGCCAGGAUUUCCCAUCAGCCUCUCUGUCUGUGGAGCCGGUGGCCUCGCUGUACUGUCUGACACGCCAAGCAUGAGACGAGCUACUGACGUCACUGCAGCGAGAGAGAGAGAGAGACAGAGAGAGAGACAGAGAGAGACAGAGAGACAGAGAGAGCGAGAGAGAGAGAGAGAGACAGAGAGAGAGACAGAGACAGAGAGAGCGAGAGAGAGAGACAGAGAGAGAUAGAGAGAGAGAGAGAGACAGAGAGAGAGACAGAGAGAGACAGAGAGAGACAGAGACAGAGAGAGAGACAGAGAGAGCGACAGAGAGAGAGAGACAGAGAGACAGACAGAGAAAGAGGCAGAGAAAGAGAGAGAGAGACAGAGAGAGCGACAGAGAUUGUGUGGUCAGUGUGAGAGAGAGGAGAGUGUGUGGUCAGUGUGAGAGAGGAGAGUGUGUGGUCAGUGUGAGAGAGGAGAGUGUGUGGUCAGUGUGAGAGAGAGGAGAGUGUGGUCAGUGUGAGAGAGAGGAGAGUGUGUGGUCAGUGUGAGAGGAGUGUGUGGUCAGUGUGAGAGGAAGGAGAGUGUGUGGUCAGUGUGAGAGGAGUGUGUGGUCAGUGCGAUGAAGGGAAGAGUGUGUGGUCAGUGUGAGGGAGAGGAGAGUGUGUGGUCAGUGUGAGAGAGAGGAGAGUGUGUGGUCAGUGUGAGAGGAGUGUGUGGUCAGUUAGAGAGAGAGGAGAGUGUGUGGUCAGUGUGAGAGGAGUGUGUGGUCAGUUAGAGAGAGAGGAGAGUGUGUGGUCAGUGUGAGAGAGAGGAGAGUGUGGUCAGUGUGAGAGGAGUGUGUGGUCAGUGUGAGAGAGGAGAGUGUGUGGUCAGUGUGAGAGGAGUGUGUGGUCAGUGUGAGAGAGGAGAGUGUGUGGUCAGUGUGAGAGAGAGGAGUGUGUGGUCAGUGUGAGAGGAGUGUGUGGUCAGUGUGAGAGAGGAGAGUGUGUGGUCAGUGUGAGAGGAGUGUGUGGUCAGUGUGAGAGAGGAGAGUGUGUGGUCAGUGUGAGAGAGGAGAGUGUGUGGUCAGUGUGAGAGGAGUGUGUGGUCAGUGUGAGAGAGGAGAGUGUGUGGUCAGUGUGAGAGAGAGGAGAGUGUGUGGUCAGUGUGAGAGAGAGGAGAGUGUGUGGUCAGUGUGAGAGAGGAGAGUGUGUGGUCAGUGUGAGAGAGGAGAGUGUGUGGUCAGUGUGAGAGAGAGGAGAGUGUGUGGUCAGUGUGAGAGAGAGGAGAGUGUGUGGUCAGUGUGAGAGAGAGGAGAGUGUGUGGUCAGUGUGAGAGAGGAGAGUGUGUGGUCAGUGUGAGAGAGAGGAGAGUGUGUGGUCAGUGUGAGAGAGAGGAGAGUGUGUGGUCAGUGUGAGAGAGAGGAGAGUGUGUGGUCAGUGUGAGAGAGGAGAGUGUGUGGUCAGUGUGAGAGAGGAGAGUGUGUGGUCAGUGUGAGAGAGAGGAGAGUGUGUGGUCAGUGUGAGAGAGAGGAGAGUGUGUGGUCAGUGUGAGAGAGAGGAGAGUGUGUGGUCAGUGUGUUAAUAUGGAGUUAAUAAGGAGUUAUUAUAAGGGUUUAUAAAAGUGUAUUAAUGGUUAUUAAUUAGGUUGUAUAUAAUUAUUAAAUAAUUAAAAAGCAGUUACAACAUUAAUAGAGGGGUCAACAGUCUGUCACCAAAUAGUGAUUCUACACUUAUUUACACGGUUAAAUCUGAGAUGCUGAUUUUAGUUGUUUUUUCAUUAGUUAACAUUAAAAUAUCUAAUAAAAUAAUAUAGAGUCAGUUUAGUCAUUUAAUAUAUUAGUUUACACCAGUUCAUGAAUAUUAAAUAAAAAAAUAAUCUGAAUAAAGUUAUUAAUAUAAAUAUUCAUGCUGAUUUAGAUCAUUCAGAAAAAUCAGAAGAAAUAUUGACGUUUACACCUCUAUAGUCAGUCCUGUUAACGUACAGAGGGAGACAGGUACACAGGUAGACAGUUAGACAGGUAGACAGGUGUGCUGUAGGUAUAGGGAUGUAUCUAUAGUAGAUAACUGGUGUAUCUGGUGCUUCCUCUUAUCUGAGACUCUCAGUCUGCUCCUGAUCCGAGUGCCGGGUGACUCUGUGCCGGGUCUUGGCUGCCACUCUGCUGUUCCGCGGCGCAGCGCUGGCAGCUUCAGGCUGCUGUUUCAGGGGAAGCUCGGCUCACGCUCCUGCCACCGCCACCCCGCUGACCACGCUGAUCACACACACACACACACACACAGCCGACAGUCCACGUCCUGUGCUUUUGUUUGUGUGUGUGUGUGUGUGGUUUAUCAUCUUUCAGUGCUAAUGGCAGCUGGAACACUGGAGACAGGAGAGCCCAGUCAUCUGUUGGUGUGUGAGAGAGUGUGUGUGUGAGUGUGUGUGUGAGCAUCAUGGCUGCAGCUGUUGUUUUGGGCCAGAUGUGAAGCUGAGCAGAGAUGGACCCGCCCACAGAACCGGCGCUGUGCCAGCGGCUCCAGAACUGGACCGGUUCCUCCUCAGAUCACCGGACACAUCACAGUGAAACACUAGCUGAGUGUGUGUGACUGAGUGAGUGUGUUUAUUUUGAGUGCCUGAGUGUGUAUGACUGUGUGUGACUGAGUGUGUGUGUAUGUGUUGUGAUAGGGCACUGCCCGUGGAUGGUGGCAGUACAGUGGGAUUAUGGGUAAUGAGUUCUGGAUCUCUGGCUCGUUUACUGUGGAGGAUCUCACAGCAUGAAGAACCACCGAUGCCUCCAGACGGGGCCCUCCAGCAUGGCAGUCUAUGGCACCUUGGGGCCUCUGCUGGGGCCCUCGGCUAAUCCGCUGAAGCUCCUUAAGGUUGACCCCUCACUACCCUCUCUUCCCACAGAGGAGGCCUACCAGAAACUGGCCACUGAGACGCUGGAGGAGCUGGACUGGUGUCUGGAUCAGCUGGAGACGCUGCAGACCCGGCACUCGGUCAGCGAGAUGGCCUCUAACAAGUUCAAGAGGAUGCUGAACAGAGAGCUGACCCACCUGUCGGAGAUGAGUCGCUCGGGGAACCAGGUGUCCGAGUACAUCUCCAACACCUUUUUAGAUAAACAGCAUGAGGUGGAGAUGCCUUCUCCUCAGACGCAGAAGGAUAAGGAGAAGAAGAAGAGGCCGAUGUCUCAGAUCAGCGGAGUGAAGAAGCUCACCCACAGCUCCAGCCUCUCCAACUCCAACAUCCCCCGAUUCGGGGUCAAAACCGACACUGAGGACCUGCUGGCCAAGGAGCUUGAAGACGUGAACAAAUGGGGCCUUAAUGUUUUUAAAGUGACAGAGUUCUCUGGAAACAGGCCUCUAACAGUGAUGAUGUACACCAUAUUCCAGGAAAGAGAUUUAUUAAAAACAUUCAAAAUUCCACUCGAUACCUUUAUCACGUAUCUGAUGACUUUAGAAGAUCAUUACCACGGAGACGUCGCGUACCACAACAACAUUCACGCUGCUGAUGUCACUCAGUCCACUCACGUGCUUCUGUCAAGCCCAGCUCUCGAGGCUGUUUUUACAGAUCUAGAGAUUCUUGCUGCGAUCUUUGCCAGUGCGAUACACGACGUCGAUCAUCCCGGCGUCUCCAACCAGUUCCUCAUUAACACCAACUCAGAGCUGGCUCUGAUGUAUAACGACUCGUCCGUGUUGGAGAACCAUCACCUGGCCGUGGGCUUUAAGCUGCUGCAGGAGGAAAACUGUGACAUCUUCCAGAACCUCACCAAGAAACAGAGACAGUCGCUUCGUAAGAUGGUUAUCGAUAUUGUUUUGGCUACAGAUAUGUCCAAACAUAUGAAUUUGCUGGCAGAUCUAAAAACAAUGGUGGAGACCAAAAAAGUGACCAGCUCUGGGGUUCUACUGCUGGAUAAUUAUUCAGACAGAAUACAGGUGCUGCAGAACAUGGUGCACUGCGCAGACCUCAGCAACCCCACCAAGCCCCUGCAGCUGUACCGGCAGUGGACCGACCGCAUAAUGGAGGAGUUCUUUAGCCAGGGCGACCGGGAGAGGGAGCGUGGGAUGGAGAUCAGCCCAAUGUGCGACAAACACAACGCCUCGGUGGAGAAAUCUCAGGUGGGCUUCAUCGACUACAUCGUCCACCCCCUGUGGGAAACGUGGGCUGACCUGGUUCAUCCGGAUGCUCAGGAUAUUCUGGACACGCUGGAGGACAACAGGGAGUGGUACCAGAGCACCAUCCCCCAGAGCCCCUCCCCCGCACUGGACACGAGCACAGAGGGCCGCCGGACCGCCGGACAGGACAAGUUCCAGUUCGAACUGACGCUGGAGGAGGACGGAGAGUCGGACACGGAGAAGGACAGCGGCAGCCCCGCGGACGAGGAGGAGGAAGAGGAGGCGGAGGAGGAGGAGGAGGAAGAGGAGGAGGAGAACAGCUGCAGCGACUCUAAAACCCUGUGUACGCAGGACUCGGAGUCUACCGAGAUCCCUCUGGACGAACCGGCGGAGGGAGAGGAGGUGGGGGAGGAGCCGAGGGAGGAGAAGGAGGGGCAUAUAUCAGAACCUUGCGUUUUAGAGGAGGAGGAGGAGGAAGAGGAGGAUGAGGAAGAUGAAGAGGUGGAGGAGGAAGACGAGCAGAACACUGCCAAUACGUGACAGUCUGAGAGCACCUGGACUUCUUUUAUACUAGAGCCAAUUAUUUAUGAAUAAGCUGUAGAGAUUUUUCUUUUUUGAAUUUUUCAUAUUCUUAUAUAUUUUUGGUCUGUUAUGUACUCUACACUGCUGUCCAAAAGUGUGUUUUCAUCUUCAUCAUCAUUCUCAUCGUUCUCAUUGCCACCGUCAUUAUUGUGUUUUAUAUCAUUUAUUUUAGUCAUGACUAGAACUAUUUUUGCACUCAGGAAAAUCUUUUCCACUCGUUUACUCACUCGUUUACUCACUCGUCUGAUUGCUGGAGCUCUGUGGAGUGUGUCAGUGUUUUUACUGAGGGAUUUGUGUUAGUUUACAUCAGUUUCCUCACUGCAGUGGAUUUGAUGGAUGCAGACAUGCUGCUGGUAGAAGUUCACUACACUCCUCUGACGGUUUCCUCUUUCUUCACGUCUGUUGAUCGCUGUCUUCGUGAUUUCACCUCUCGAGUGUUUUUACCAAAGUUAGAUAAAGAUAACCGAACAGUUUAAACUGAGGAAAAAACGCAGUCGCAUCUGCCAAAGAACUACAGCAUCUUCUGUUAUUUACAGAAAAUAAUUCUGUUUUUCUGUCAGUGACCUUUUAAGUUUUUUUAUUCUUUUUUUUUUACAUAAAACUAUGUUUUAUUUAACGCUUAGGUUUUGCUUAACCAGUCUUAAAGAUUUCAUUGCCUGGUGAAAAAGUGAACUCAGAUGGUGCAACUACAUAGUGCUACAAACAGAAUGAGAACUCACAUCAAACCUAUAUUUUUACACUCAACUAUCUUCUUAUGACUGGCUUCUAUGGUCUCAGCUAUUAGAGAACCUUAUUGCAAAGUUUAAAAACUAGGGUUAAGAUUAGCCUGUAAAGCGUAAAAUAACAAUGAUUUGCAUCCCAAUGUUAUUAAAACGUUAAACGUUAAAAAUAAUGUUCCCAAAUGUAAAAAUUUAAACACUGACAAAAGUGACUUUGCAGCUGCGUUACCAGAACUUUUCAAAAUGUUAAAAAUAUUCUAAGAUCCAAAACAAUUUUUUAAAUGCUCUAGUAAAUUAAAAAUGUGAAUUUAAAUGGUCCGACUUUCAUUCUGUAUGCAUCAUUGAUCUAACACAGUUCAUAAAAAUAGAAAAUAUUAAACACUGGAAACAAAGAGCAAAUUUAGAUUUAUAUUUUAUGUGUUUAUAUAAAACAGCAUUUCUCUGACGCUCUGAAGUCUCUGAUACACAAAUAUAGAGUUGGGAAUUUGCUUGGCCAGAGAAUUGAACCCUGUUGCACCAUAGAGAAAGUAUUAGUGGUGUUAUCCACUGUACCCACCAAUACACUGCCUGGCCAAAAUGUUCACAAUAUAGAUUUAACUCAGCAUAUAGAGCCUCCUAUUAGAUAAUAAUUACUGCACAUAUUAUUAAUAUGUUUCAGCUGCAACAAGUUAUUUAACAUUAACUGAUGCAGGGAGUUAUAUUUAUAUAUAUGAAUGUAUAUUUUUUAUUAUAAUUGUUAACCUUGCCGUCACUUUGCCAAACCUUUGCACUCGUUUGGUUGGAGAAGUGCCAACUGAACCGCUGAUCCUGUUUAUUUUAAAGCUGUUUUCUUUUUUGUUUCUUUUUUUCUGCUAUUUUUUUAAUGAUCUCUUUUUCUUGUCAAUUUUUUUUGAUGUGCUCAGAGAAUAACUGUAGCAUCAGAACUGCAGAGUUAGAAGUGAAUACAUUUUAACAUAACUAAAUUAUAAAUGCAGUAAUUAAUCAGAUAUAUGAAAUGAUGGAUGCCUUUUAAAACAGUCUUACAUCACUGUUGUUUUUAUUUAUUUUUUUAAGUUUAUUUCUAGGCCUGUCACGAUAAUCACAUUACAGUAUUUUAACAUGACCUCAAUACUUUUGCAGAUGAACUAACAUGAUUAGCUGUUAUGUUGGCUGUUUAAACAUUUGUUUGUUUUUAUAAACAUUUAGGUACUUUAAAAUGUUCAGAAUCUAAUUACAAUAUCUGAAUAUUCUCUCAUAAAGGGAUUUUAAAGGGAUGCAAUUCCAAUAUUAUUCUAUUAUAUUAUCAGUAUAUCAGUUGCACAAAAUCAAAAUAAAAAAAAUGUUUAUUGCAAUUAUUUCUGGGACAAUAUAUUGUUAUAUAUAAUAGUUAUGGUGACAGGCCUGUUCAUCUCACUGCCAAGUUUCUUCACUCGUCCUCAUCCUCACCCCAUCUUCAUCCUCAUCCUCACCCCAUCUUCAUCCUCAUCCUCACCCCAUCUUCAUCCUGAUCCUCACCCCAUCUUCAUCCUCAUCCUCACCUCAUCUUCAUCCUCAUCCUCACCUUAUCUUCAUCCUCAUCCUCACCCCAUCUUCAUCCUCAUCCUCACCUCAUCUUCAUCCUCAUCCUCACCUCAUCUUCAUCCUCAUCCUCACCUCAUCCUCAUCCUCACCUCAUCUUCAUCCUCAUCCUCACCUUAUCUUCAUCCUCAUCCUCACUCCAUCCUCAUCCUCACCCCAUCCUCAUCCUCAUCCUCACCUUAUCUUCAUCCUCAUCCUCACCUCAUCUUCAUCCUCAUCCUCACCUUAUCUUCAUCCUCAUCCUCACCCCAUCUUCAUCCUCAUCCUCAGCUCAUCUUCAUCCUCAUCCUCACCAGCUACCUUACGUUCAGUGGCUCCUCAUUGUGUCAGUCUGAGUGGAUGUAUUGUACAGUACAUAUUGUUGUUCUGAUCAUGUUGUAAAUGAUUAUAUCAUCCCUAAUGGUGAUGGUGUCGCUGUAUUACAGAACUCUUAUUGAGAGAAUGUUUAUUAUUCAGUAUCUAAAGAACCCAUUUCUAAAACAUCUCCUGUGAGAUAGUUUUGUGUGGAAAAGGUGGAGAAAUCCAAACUAUUGUCUUUUAUUUGUUUUAUUUAUUUGUUUGUUUCUUUAAAGAGAACAGCAGUCCCUUGGCCCCAGGGUUGUGCCUUAAAGAACGUUUAAUCUUUUUGCUGCACUAGAAAAAAAAAACUACUGGCCGUGAAUCGACCUCAUUGUUUUUAUAUUUUUUCUGCUGUUUAUAAAACGUGAGGGAUAAAUCAGACUGUAAUAUAUAUGUGUCGAUGCUGCAGGCCUCAGUCAGUGCAGCAUGGGGGCGCUAGAGUCUGGCGUAUCGUAUUGCUGCUGUUUGACUGUAAAGCUCCAAAGAGGUUUAUGCUGGGUUUUCUUUGUUUAAAACCUGAUCUGAUUGGCCGGGUAUGCGAGGCGUCGGUGUGAUUAUGUGCCGAUCUAUAAGAGUAUUGAUCGCGUUUAUGAAUGUGGGUUUUGGCUCUGUGCCAGACGGUUGGGUUUGAUUUGCAGGUGAUGAAUCACAUUUUAACAUGACAGUUCUACACACUCAUAUCCGGCAUCUGUGUAACAAAACAAUGCGCUUUUUUACGUUAUUCUAAAGGACGGACGGAAUGUGUUUAUAAACUCUAAUCCUGCAGUGAAGGAGAUUUUUGACACGUAUACUGUAGAUUUCUAAUCACACUAAACGGAUAGAAUCAGUGGCUCAUUUUCUGUCUUUUUUGUGUCUUCUUUUUACUUAAUCAGAAAAGAAAAUUAUUUUUUGUUAUGUGACUUGAACGCCAAGUUUUCUGGAGGUUUCAGAGAGAUGAUGUAGUUGUUUAAUGAAUUAUUUAUUUACAGCAGUCUAUUGGAUAAGAAUUGUAGAAACAAAUCUUCUGUAAGAAAAGAGAAAAAAACGAAAUAAAAUGUUUUAUAUGCACCCGAAUAAAGAAAAGCAUGGGUUGACUCCG